Cladocopium goreaui is the source of this 1280-nucleotide messenger RNA. The record is from the annotation of a GenBank genome assembly. NCBI's taxonomy places the organism in Eukaryota, Dinophyceae, Suessiales, Symbiodiniaceae.
AGGCUUUGAGUUUGCCACAGCUGUUGCACGAGCGACGCAAACAGCAACUGCAGCAGAUGGAACAACGUUUGCAGUGCCGGAGACACGAGCCUUCUAAACCUGACAUUCCGGCCUCUGGUCUGGUGGUGAAGAUGGUUGAUCAUGCUUCGAGUUGGUGGGGAAACCUGGCUCACUCCUUGCAGAAGUCGCAUCAGGGCAAGUCCUGGUUGCUGCUGUCGCAGGAGGUGAAGAAACUCUCCCAGCUAAGUCAUAUCAACCUGAUCAAGACUCACACGGUUUUUGUGGAUGACUACUUCGUGUACUUCGUCAUCUCCAGGUUCCCCUGCAGUCUGCGGGAUGCAGUUCUGACCACUGGCAAGUUCUCGCGAAGGGGACUGCCAGUGUCCAUCGCUGCAUACACUGCAGACCAACUGCUGUCUGCCUUGGCAUACCUUCACGCCCACAACGUGGCCCAUCGCGGUAUCACCCCGGACAACUUGGUGGUCACCACCUCAAACAUCCUCAAUGAACGAUUCACGCUUGUGAUCGCGGAUCUCUACUCCACAGCAAGGAGUGUUGAGGCAGGUGCCUUCCUGACGGAGGUCUUUGGCUCCCCUGAGUAUUGGGCGCCUGAAGUGGCCGAAUGUGAGUACAGCUUUGCUGCAGAUGUGUGGGCUGCUGGAGUUGUCUUGUGGUUUGCUCAGACAAAGAAGUUGCCCUUCACCAGUCUUCAGAAUGUCCUAACCCGGGACGUUGAGCCUAACGUGCGGAUCACUCGGGACGUCUUCGAGUCUCUCGCAUCCAUGCUCUGUCGCGAAGUUGAGAAUCGCAUCACGGCUGAGGAGGCCUUGAAGCACGACUGGUUGCGGGAAAGUGAAUUUGGGCCUUCGCAGAUUCAAACCCGCCGUGGCGCAGCUGUGAAUCGUCACGGCCUCGCUGCGAAAGCCAUGGACGAUGCGGAGCGCGGCUCCGCUUCGAGCGGCUCGGAGGACUCCGAGUCCAGCGCCUCGAGCACGAUCUUCCCGAUGCGUGACGUGAGCCCAAUCCAGGCGCGAAAUGCCUCCAAAAAGAAAUUGCUCAGACGUCAAAGCGCCACAGAUUUGCGGCAGGUGUCCACGAAGCAGCGCGCUCAAGAGGAGCCUUCCAAUUGGGGCCGCCCGAAGCAAGCUGCCCGGCUUCUGCCGCAAAAGAAGCAACGAGCGGAUGAGCGCUUUGCCAUGGGCGAGAAGGUCACAGUGAGUUUUGACAUUGCGAUUCAAAGGUGUCGCGAAUCUAUGGGUGGUUCUCUGGAGCCGUUCGUG